Molecule: messenger RNA, 324 nt
Organism: Mucor velutinosus
Lineage: Eukaryota; Fungi; Mucoromycota; Mucoromycetes; Mucorales; Mucoraceae
Product: Alpha-galactosidase
Exons: 1
Coding region: 1-324 (107 amino acids)
Source: RefSeq, a predicted model, not a curated record
AUGAAAUACUCUGCCAUUUUUAUUAUCUUUUCUGCCAACUUUAUAUUGUACGCUCAAUCCCAAUACCACCCAUCACCAUGCCAAGUAGGGCAAGAUACCUAUGUUGAUCAAAAGGUGGGUGAAUACCUGUCUAUAUGCGAUUCUGACGGUACAUCUAUGCUCCCCUCCAAUGCAACAGCAAAACUUUCCAAUGCUGGUGUUCUGACCGAAGAGGUAAAAGACUCACAGAGAGAGCGAAUGGCCCUUUUGAAUGUCGCUCUGAAGGGUAGUGCAUACAUUGGUUGGCAUCGCGUAUACGCAGAUUACAGCCCUCAUCGACACUGA